CCACGAGCUCAUAUCUAAAUAUAAACACGAAUAUAACCCUGGCUCAAGCUUCCACGCUGUCCAAAACAGAAGAAAAGGUUUCGCCUUUCUGCUUUGUGGACUCCCUACAUAUGCAAGCACUUCGUGUGUAUCACUCUCUAUCAUGGCUCAUCAAGCGCACGCCAUCCCGUGGCACACACUAGCCGAUCACCUGAAGUUCACACCCAACAAUUCACGAUACCUAGACAUCACGAACCUCUACCCACGGUGCAAGCCAGAUCAAGGCAAGCAGUUGCAGCACUUUGCACGAGUAUUUGCGAGUGUGCUCACGGAAUACUCCGUGGUCGAGCGCAGGAAGUAUGCCGCAGAGUACACCGCCCCCGAAGACAGCGAAGUCAUCAUAUCCGAUACCACGGCCAAGAACAUUGAAAAGGUCAUGAGAGAAUAUACGAAGGCGAAAAUCAAGCAAGACCCCGAUGCCGAAAAAGAUCCGCUGCGCCCUAGGAAACGCACAAUCGAGCCAUGGAUUGAUUCAUCUACUUACAACGACUGCCACCCGUGUGAUAGUCUUCUCGAAACUGAUGAGUUGCUCCGCACAUUGAUUCUAUAUGGAGAAAUGGAUACUGUCUUUCGCAUUGCAUGUCACCCACAGGUCCGACUCACUAAAAUGUGGAGGCAAGGUAACAGGUUCGCAUUCGAUAUCGAAGGGUAUGGGCUCUGUGAGCUCAAAGAAACAGCUUUACUGGCAUACAUCUGCCUCAAUGUGUUCCAUCUCAAGCCGGAGCUCUACGACCCGAUCAUGCGCGCACGAAUGCUCAGCAGGAAAGCAACCCAGAAUGAAAGCAUGGUCUCGCCAGAGAUGUAUGAUUACCGCCGUACCGCUGCGUAUCAGCGGAUGCUGGUGUAUUGCACCGGAAUCGGAUACUCGUACCCGCACUACGGAGCGCACAAAAUUCCCCAUCGCGAAUUCUUCGGUGUUCCGCACGGCAUGUACAUCAAUCGGACCCAAUGGCGCACUCCUUGCCCAACAGACCCCGUAAUUUACGGGCGGGCCCAUCUGAACGCCCUCACGAACAAGAAUUUCCCCCACCAGUAUGUCCCAGGCAAAAGCGACAUCCCCGUCGUCAUAGCACUCUUCCGCAAAUGCGGACUCCCGCCCGAGAUAGCGUUGCAGAUAUUGGAUUUGGCCGAAUAUAUCCCCAGAGGGCGGCUAUAUAUAAGAGACGACCCGCUACAUCUUGACAACGCGGAAGAGCUGAAGAAGUAUCUUGGGUAUUGCUGGAAGCUGCUAGUCCGAAUAGAUAUGACGUUAAAAGCGAAUGGCCAAUGGCUGGAUUGGGAGAGCGAGGUCGCGGACGCGGUGUACAAGUUGUUUGGACAGGCGUACCCGAAGAUGUCUGAAGUGGUGGUGGAUUAUGGGACUGAAAGGCAGGAUGUGGCCGAGAGGAGGGCUAGGAGGCGAUUUGUGUGA
Periconia digitata is the source of this 1450-nucleotide messenger RNA. The record is from the annotation of a GenBank genome assembly. NCBI's taxonomy places the organism in Eukaryota, Fungi, Ascomycota, Dothideomycetes, Pleosporales, Periconiaceae.